UUCGAUUUCAUAGCGCACACGACACACUCGAGUAAAGAAGUACAGCAGUACAUUAGUGCUCUCAGAGUUUUAGUGAAGAGAUUAGAUUUUAAAAAUGUUUUGUUUCUGCAUGGAGGAGACGAAGAGAGACGACGAGGACAUGACGGUUGUCAACUAUACAAUCAUAAACGAUUAUGAAAGCACCGAAACCGAGGACAUCAAAACAAAGAGUCACAGACAAAUUCAACACACAGAACACAACACUGCUGGAAGAAACUGUUACAGACUGACUGCAGUGUGUGCGGUGCUGAUGUGUAUCCUCCUGAUGACUGCCGUCACUGUGCUGUGGGUCAAAUACAACAUCCUGUCUAGAGAACAAGACCAGUUAGAGCAGGAGAGAUCUGCAUUGCACCAUGUGCUGUUAAACUUUGGAUGGAGAGUUUUCAAACAGAAUAUUUAUUACAUUUCUACUGAAAAGAAGAACUGGACUGAGAGCAGACAGCACUGUAUAAAGAGAGGAGCAGAUCUGGUGAUUAUAUACAGUACAGAGGAACAGGAGUUCGUCAGUAAAUAUUCCAACGGUACUCGAGCUUGGAUUGGUCUGACUGACACAGACACAGAGGGGACAUUUAAAUGGGUGGACGGUUCACCACUGACCACUGACUUCUGGUGGAACGGAGAACCAAAUGAUUAUAAACAAAGAGAGGACUGUGUUAUAACAGGCCACGCAAAGGCUAAGUCUAACAUCUCAACCUGGGCUGAUUAUCCCUGUAACCUCCUUUUAGCUGGGAUUUGUGAGAUAAAAAUAUUUAAUUGAGCACACAAAGGUCAAUGGCUAAAAUCGAAACAUUAAAACUCUUCUUCUUUUUUUUUUUAAUGUAUGAAGCCAUUCUGUUACUAUUUAAAUAGUGAGUCAUGUAAAAUGACUGUAAAGUCAGGCAUAUGAAAUGGUUUUAAGAAAUUCAUUUUUUAAGAAAUUAAAAAGUUUAAACAAAAUCCAGUUGUUGUUUUUCUGAUAAGCAUUU
This is a messenger RNA of Tachysurus vachellii, 1004 nucleotides long. Its product is annotated as C-type lectin domain family 4 member K-like. The record is from RefSeq and is a predicted model, not a curated record. The coding region runs from base 95 to 796 and encodes 233 amino acids. The transcript has 5 exons. Gene Ontology annotation, cellular component: external side of plasma membrane. Lineage: Eukaryota; Metazoa; Chordata; Actinopteri; Siluriformes; Bagridae. Gene Ontology annotation, molecular function: D-mannose binding; fucose binding. Gene Ontology annotation, biological process: biological process involved in interspecies interaction between organisms.